Zingiber officinale is the source of this 702-nucleotide messenger RNA. RefSeq lists its product as uncharacterized. The transcript has a single exon. NCBI's taxonomy places the organism in Eukaryota, Viridiplantae, Streptophyta, Magnoliopsida, Zingiberales, Zingiberaceae. The record is from RefSeq and is a predicted model, not a curated record. The coding region runs from base 1 to 702 and encodes 233 amino acids.
AUGGAGUCCACAGGAGCAGGGAAGAGGCUUUGGCACGUAGUGAGUGUGGUGUUGUACAUGAUCAGGAAAGGCCUCUCCAAGGACAAACUCAUGAUGGAUCUCCACCUCCUCCGCAAGCGCGGCAAGGUCAUCGGAAAAGCCCUUGGCAACCUCAUGACGCUCCUCCAUCACCGUGGCUACCGCCGCCGCCACCAUGAUCACCACCACCAUCAUCGUGGAGUGAGCUUACUGAACUCUGGCUUCUCUUGCCGAUCCCUGGAUCCAGAUGUCCCCUUCUACGACCCAAGGGAUGUGGAGUUUAGCUGCAGUGCGACUCCCACCUACCCUUCCUUCGACCGGAACCACCGCCGCAGCCACCAUCGCUACGAUGAUUAUGAAGCGAUGGCCUUCGCGGAGGCACUUGAUAUGCUGAACUACGAGGAGGACUGCGCCGAGUCGUCUUCCGUGGCACCAUCCCCGUCUCCGGAAGGUAGGCUGUGGAGAUGUCAGAAAAGCCCGGUGACAGAGCGGCGACUAGUAAGGGUUACUGACUCGCCAUUCCCUGUGAAGGAGGAAGAGGGGGAGGUGGAGAAGCAUAUAGACGAGCAGGCAGAGCAGUUCAUUAGAAGGUUCUAUGAGCAGCUUCGUCUUCAGCAGAGGAUGAAUCCAAUGACUCCAGAGUAUGAACAUCGUUGGAAUGAGGCGGCGAUGGGUCUAGCCUGA